Mycena indigotica is the source of this 1950-nucleotide messenger RNA. Its product is annotated as Polyadenylate-binding protein. Bases 1 to 1950 code for a protein of 649 amino acids. Gene Ontology annotation, molecular function: RNA binding. Gene Ontology annotation, cellular component: ribonucleoprotein complex. Lineage: Eukaryota; Fungi; Basidiomycota; Agaricomycetes; Agaricales; Mycenaceae. The transcript has 6 exons. The record is from RefSeq and is a predicted model, not a curated record.
AUGUCUUCCCCCUCCGAGGCUGCGCCUGUCACCGAACCCCAGGUCACGGCAGCUCCAGCUGCCCCAGCCUACAACCCGGCUCCCCAGUCAACGGUGGCGUCGGCUCCCUCUGCCUCCCUCUAUGUGGGCGAACUCGAUCCCACGGUCACUGAGGCCAUGCUCUUCGAAAUUUUCAACAUGAUUGGCCCAGUCGCAAGUAUUCGUGUCUGCCGCGAUGCAGUCACUCGUCGCUCCCUUGGGUAUGCGUAUGUCAACUACCUUAAUGCUGCCGAUGGCGAGCGUGCUUUGGAAACUUUGAACUAUUCGUUGAUCAAGAACCGCGCUUGCCGCAUCAUGUGGUCUCAGCGAGACCCCGCACUUCGCAAGACCGGCCAAGGCAACAUCUUCAUUAAAAACCUGGAUGAAGCAAUCGAUAACAAGGCUUUGCACGACACCUUCGCGGCUUUUGGAAAUGUGCUUUCCUGCAAAGUUGCGACUGACGAGCACGGAAUGUCUAAGGGCUAUGGUUUUGUGCACUACGAAACGGGCGAGGCAGCUGAAAGUGCUAUCAAGGCCGUCAAUGGUAUGCUUUUGAACGAUAAGAAAGUUUAUGUCGGUCACCACAUCUCUCGCAAGGAGCGCCAAUCCAAACUUGACGAGAUGAAAGCUCAAUUCACCAAUCUUUACAUCAAGAACUUGGAUCCCGAGUACACCCAGGAGGAGUUCGAGAAACUUUUCACCCAAUUCGGUGCCGUCACAUCUGCUAUUGUCCAACUUGACGAGGAGGGCAAAAGCAAAGGAUUCGGAUUUGUCAACUAUGAAUCCCAUGAGGCCGCCCAGCAGGCGGUUGACACUCUCAAUGACACUGAAAUCAACGGCCGCAAGCUUUACGUCGGGCGUGCGCAGAAGAAGGCAGAGCGCGAAGAGGAGCUUCGCAAAUCAUACGAACAGGCCAAGAUGGAGAAACUCAGCAAGUAUCAGGGCGUCAAUUUGUACAUCAAAAAUUUGGAGGACGACAUGGACGAUGACAAGCUCCGCAUUGAGUUUGAGCCUUUCGGGACUGUAACAAGCUGCAAGGUCAUGCGCGACGAGAAAGGCACCUCCAAGGGUUUCGGUUUCGUGUGCUUCUCCUCACCUGAUGAGGCCACGAAAGCCGUCGCGGAGAUGAACAACAAGAUGAUCGGCUCGAAACCACUCUAUGUGUCCCUUGCGCAACGUCGGGAAGUUCGUCGUCAACAGCUGGAGAGUCAGAUUGCGCAGCGCAACCAAAUUCGUAUGCAACAAGCCGCUGCUGCUGGACUGCCUGGCGGAUACAUGAAUGGACCGAUGUAUUACCCGCCUGGGCCCGGUUUCCCACCACAAGGCCGUGGCAUGAUGCCUUAUGGCCAACCAGGAAUGAUGCCCCCUCGUCCUCGCUACCCUCCCAACAACGGAGGUAUGCCCAUUCCCUCUCCCUACCAGCAAGGACCUCCUCAGGCCUAUGGUGGAAUGCCUGGAUUCCGUGGUCAACCACGUGCCCCAGCCGCCCGUAACCCUGGAUCGCCAACUUUGCCCAACGCCCAAAUUCCGCGUGCUGGUGGUCCUCCCCCCCCUAACGCUCAGCGCGGACCAGCGCCUCCCUCAGCACGUGCAGCACCAGCACCUGCAUCACGUGCACCUCCCGCUGGUCAGCCUGGCUAUAAGCUCAACCCGCAAGUCCGCAAUGGUGCCCCUCCUCCUCCUGCUGCUACCGAGGUCACCGCUGCCGCCCUUGCCAAUGCUUCUCCCAUGGAACAGAAACAGAUGCUUGGUGAGGUUAUCUACAUGAAGAUUGCCAGCUCGCAACCCGAGUUGGCUGGGAAGAUUACGGGCAUGCUCCUCGAGAUGGACAACAAUGAACUUCUCCAUCUCCUGGACUCGCCCGAUGCCAUGAAUGCCAAAGUUAACGAAGCACUCAUCGUGUUGCAGGAAUUCGUCAACAAGGAUGAGUGA